This is a messenger RNA of Phaedon cochleariae (mustard beetle), 1744 nucleotides long. The record is from the annotation of a GenBank genome assembly. NCBI's taxonomy places the organism in Eukaryota, Metazoa, Arthropoda, Insecta, Coleoptera, Chrysomelidae.
AAUUUCACAACGCAACGAUCCGUCUAAAACGCAAGAACCUGUAAACGCCAAGCAGAUUAGUAAGUCUAAGUCAGUUCAGUUGGUGGUUUCGUGAAGUUAGUAUAGGUACUUACACUUCAUCAAAAGUUUCUUCGGCCCCUAUCACGGAAAAAUGGCGCCGACAGUCCAUCACUAUGAAAAUUUCCACGAUGAUGAGGAUGCCCAACAACUCAAGGAUGCCAUGGAUGGUAUGGGAACCAAUGAGGAAACCAUCACACAAAUUUUAACCGGACGGACGAAUCAACAAAGACGGAUUAUCAAAGAUACAUACAAAACAAUGUUUGGAGAGGAUUUAAUAGAAGAUUUGAAGAGUGAGCUUGGUGGGAAUUUUGAGACGAUCAUCUUAGCACUACUGGACGAACCUAUAGAGUAUCAAGCCAAAGAGUUGCAUCAUGCUAUCAGUGGUGCAGGCACUGAUGACCUCACUCUAGUAGAAAUAUUAUCCAUACAUAACAACGAUGAAGUUAUCCAAAUAUCCAAUAAGUACCAAGAACUGUAUGAAACUUCCGUCGAAGAUGACAUCAGAGGAGAUGAAUCAGGAACUUUGCAGAGAUUAUUAGUUUCACUCUCAACAGGAAAUCGGGAUGAAUCGAAUAGUGUCGACAGAAAUGCUGCAAUCGCAGAUGCACAAGAGUUGUACGAUGCUGGUGAGAAUGCUUGGGGCACAGAAGAGUCCACAUUCAAUGCAAUUCUAUGCUUGAGGAGCAGGAGACAGCUCAAACUGGUAUUUGAUGAAUACGAGACAAUGAUUGGUCACCUCAUUGAAGAGGCUAUAGAGAAUGAAUUCUCUGGAACAACUAAAGAUGGCCUUUUGGGUCUGAUAAUGUGUAUAAGAGAUAGACCCAUGUACUUGGCUACAAGAUUACAUGACGCAAUGGCUGGUAUGGGAACUGACGACAGGACCCUGAUAAGAAUCAUAGUAUCAAGAUCCGAAAUCGAUUUAGAAGAAAUCAAGAAUUCCUACGAAGCCAAAUAUAGUAAAAGUUUAUCGGAAAGAGUAUCGAGUGAUACGUCUGGAGAUUACUCGAAAGUCCUACUGGCAUUGAUAGGUCAUUAACGAUGACGUAUCAUCAGACUUCAAGAGAAUACUCGUUGCCUUGAUUGGAUAAAUAUAUUAUUGUGAGCUUCAAGAUGUCGAAUUAUUUAAAAUGGCUACAAGUGUUUCUCGAAGAUUUUCUAUUUAUUUUUUGUUAUAGUAUUACCAUAGAUACUCAGGUACUACACUAAGUGUUUUUCUGUUUCAAUAAAAAGCUUAUCGCGAUAUUUCAAAUUUUGUUGGGUACAGGAAUGAAAGUUCCAUAUAUAUGUAGCUACACCCAAAGAAUAUAUUCAAGUAUGAGUGUUAGUGAUUACAAUAUUUUCAUUCCAAUAUCAAUGUUAAAAAGAAUAUAUUUUUCAAACUGUGAUUCUUUCAGAUUUUCACCAUAUUGAUGUGUUUCAUACUUUUUUGUAACUCCAAUAUAAUUUCACUAUUAAAAAUAUAUUCCAGGUAUGAUGGAUGAAGUAAUAUAAUAUGGUUCAUCUUUUUUGUGACAUCGUACCAUUUAUUCUCUACAUAUAUAUUUAUAUUAUAACAAUAUUAUAUUUAUUUUAAUAUAUAGUUAUUCUACAAGCCUAUUGCGAUAAUUUCAGAGUGAAAAUAUUUAUAGAUAUAAUAUCUUUGGUAUUUAUAUAGUUUUCAAUAAAAAUGAUUCUGUUGAAAGAU